Messenger RNA from Sceloporus undulatus (fence lizard), 9884 nucleotides. RefSeq names its product inositol 1,4,5-trisphosphate receptor type 2 (gene ITPR2). The transcript is spliced from 57 exons. Gene Ontology annotation, biological process: calcium ion transmembrane transport. Gene Ontology annotation, cellular component: membrane; endoplasmic reticulum. The record is from RefSeq and is a predicted model, not a curated record. Gene Ontology annotation, molecular function: inositol 1,4,5-trisphosphate-gated calcium channel activity; inositol 1,4,5 trisphosphate binding. NCBI's taxonomy places the organism in Eukaryota, Metazoa, Chordata, Lepidosauria, Squamata, Phrynosomatidae.
UGCUGCUGCUGCAAAGUUGGGCAGCUAAGCUCUGCUCCAAAUUGCAGAGAAGGAUGGAGGGCUCCAAGGGGCUUUAAAGGGGGAAAGAGGGAAGGAAGAGAUGAGGAGGAAAGGGGCAAGGAGGAGGCAAAAGAGGGGCUGAGAGCCCUUGGAGGGAUCUCCCAGAGGAAGGAAGAAGGAAGAAAAGUUUGUGGAUCACUUUUGUGGAGGGCGGUCUUUGAUUGUAUUUCAUAGUCUCCUUGAGGGGGGGACCCCCAGAAGAAGCCCCAGGCAAGACUUGGGAGCUUCUUUGGAGAGGACCAUGCGCCAAGAUGUCUGACAAAAUGUCCAGCUUUCUGUACAUCGGGGACAUCGUCUCCCUCUACGCCGAGGGCUCCGUCAGUGGCUUCAUCAGCACCUUGGGGCUGGUGGAUGACCGAUGCGUGGUUCAACCAGAGGCAGGUGAUCUUUGCAAUCCUCCCAAGAAAUUCAGAGAUUGCCUUUUUAAAGUGUGUCCUAUGAAUCGAUAUUCUGCACAGAAACAAUACUGGAAAGCUAAGCAAGCUAAACAAGGGAACCACACAGAAGCAGCCCUGUUGAAGAAGCUACAACAUGCAGCAGAACUGGAACAAAAGCAGAAUGAAAGUGAGAACAAAAAGUUGCUGGGGGAAAUUGUGAAGUACAGCAAUGUCAUCCAGCUUCUUCAUAUAAAAAGCAACAAAUACCUUACAGUGAAUAAGAGAUUACCAGCCUUGUUGGAGAAGAAUGCAAUGCGGGUCUCUCUGGAUGCGGCAGGGAAUGAGGGAUCCUGGUUUUACAUCCAGCCUUUUUGGAAACUGAGGAGUGAAGGUGACAAUAUUGUUGUGGGAGACAAAGUCGUAUUAAUGCCAGUCAAUGCUGGACAGCCACUUCAUGCCAGCAACAUAGAACUACUUGAUAACCCAGGAUGCAAAGAGGUAAAUGCUGUCAAUUGCAAUACCAGCUGGAAAAUAACCUUGUUCAUGAAAUACAGUUGCUACAGAGAAGAUGUACUUAAAGGCGGAGAUGUUGUCAGAUUGUUUCAUGCUGAACAGGAGAAGUUUCUGACCUGUGAUGACUACCAGAAGAAACAACAUAUAUUCCUUCGCACAACAUUACGUCAAUCUGCCACUUCAGCAACAAGCUCUAAAGCCCUGUGGGAGAUAGAGGUGGUGCACCAUGACCCAUGCCGGGGAGGAGCAGGACAGUGGAACAGCCUAUUCAGAUUUAAACAUCUGGCAACUGGAAACUACUUGGCUGCAGAGCUUAAUCCACACUAUCCAGAUGGCAGUAGUGGAGAAAAGGCUGUGCAAAAAGACAAUGAACUUCUUACUUCGAAAAAGAAGGCAGGGGAGAAGAUUAUGUAUACUUUGGUGUCUGUGCCACAUGGAAAUGACAUUGCUUCUCUUUUUGAACUGGAUGCGACCACUCUUCAGCGAGCUGACUGCCUGGUUCCAAGGAAUUCAUAUGUUCGACUGAGACACCUUUGCACAAACACGUGGGUCACUAGUACCAGUAUUCCAAUAGACAAAGAUGAAGAAAGACCUGUAAUGUUAAAGAUUGGAACCUGCCAAACAAAAGAAGACAAGGAAGCAUUUGCUAUUGUGUCUGUGCCUCUGUCUGAAGUUAGAGAUCUGGAUUUUGCUAAUGAUGCCAACAAAGUUUUAGCAUCAACAGUAAAAAAGUUAGAAAAUGGCUCUGUAACUCAAAAUGAAAGGAGGUUUGUAACCAAGCUGUUGGAAGAUCUCAUUUUCUUCGUUGCUGAUGUGCACAAUAAUGGCCAGGAGGUUUUGGAUGUGGUAGUCAUUAAGCCCAACCGAGAAAGGCAAAAAUUAAUGAGGGAACAGAAUAUAUUGGCACAGAUAUUUGGAAUCUUAAAAGCUCCAUUUAAAGACAAAGCAGGAGAAGGAGCCAUGCUGAGACUUGAAGAUCUGGGUGACCAGAGGUAUGCUCCAUACAAAUACAUGCUGAGGCUUUGUUACAGAAUCCUCCGGCAUUCCCAGCAGGACUAUAGGAAAAAUCAGGAAUACAUUGCUAAGAACUUCUGCGUCAUGCAGUCCCAGAUCGGCUAUGAUAUCUUGGCAGAAGACACCAUCACAGCUUUGUUGCACAACAACAGGAAGCUACUAGAGAAACAUAUCACAGCUAAAGAAAUAGAGACAUUUGUAAAUUUACUCAGGAGGAAUCGAGAGCCAAGGUUCUUGGACUAUCUAUCAGACUUAUGUGUUUCUAAUACAACUGCAAUACCAGUCACUCAGGAACUUAUUUGUAAAUAUAUGCUGAGCCCAGGAAAUGCUGACAUUCUUAUUCAGACCAAGUUGGUUUCCAUGCAAAUGGAAAACCCGUUGGAUUGUUCUGUCCUCUCCGAUGACAUGGAUGAAGAAGAAGUUUGGCUCUACUGGAUUGAUAGCAACAAGGAACCUCAUGGUAAAGCAAUCAGGCAUCUUGCACAAGAAGCUAAGGAAGGCACCAAAACUGAUUUAGAGGUCCUGACGUACUACAGGUAUCAAUUAAACCUUUUUGCCCGGAUGUGCUUGGAUCGCCAAUACUUAGCUAUUAACCAGAUUUCUACACAGCUCUCCGUGGAUCUGAUCCUACGCUGCAUGUCAGAUGAGAGCCUGCCUUAUGACUUGAGAGCCUCUUUCUGCCGCCUCAUGUUACACAUGCAUGUGGACAGAGAUCCUCAAGAGACAGUGGUACCUGUGAAGUAUGCCAGGCUGUGGACUGAAAUCCCUACCAAGAUUACAAUUCAUGAGUACGACUCUUUCACAGACUCCUCACGGAAUGACAUGAAGAGGAAAUUUGCUUUGACAAUGGAAUGUGUGGAAGAGUACUUGAAAGAAGUUGUGAAUCAGCCCUUUCCUUUUGGAGACAAACAGAAGAACAAACUAACCUUUGAGGUGGUGCACCUGGCUCGCAAUCUCAUCUACUUUGGCUUUUACAGUUUUAGUGAACUACUCAGGUUAACCAGAACGCUAUUGGCUAUUCUCGAUAUUGUGCAAGUGCCAAUGUCAACCUACCUUGAAAGAUUAAGCAAAUUUCAGGAUGGAGGGAACAAUGUUAUGAGGACUAUUCAUGGUGUAGGAGAGAUGAUGACUCAAAUGGUUCUCAGCAGAGGUUCUAUCUUUCCUAUUUCUGUUCCUGACGUGCCCCCAAGUGCCCAUCCAAGCAAGCAAGCCAGCAUUGUAGAAAGUGAAGAUGUCACUGUGAUGGAUACCAAGUUAAAAAUCAUUGAGAUUUUACAGUUUAUUCUUAGUGUUCGACUUGACUACAGAAUAUCCUAUAUGCUGUCUAUUUACAAGAAAGAAUUUGGCGAGAGCAAUGAAAAUGCUGAUAGCUCCAUAAUGUCUCCACCUGAUUCACCAGCUGUCACUCCAGCAGUUGUUCCUGAUAUAGAUGAAAUUGCUGCUCAAGCAGAAACUAUGUUUGCUGGCAGGUGAAAAAAAAAUGCAGUGCAGCUGGAUGAUGAAGGGGGCAGGACAUUUUUGCGGGUCCUCAUUCACCUUAUUAUGCAUGACUACCCUCCUUUGCUUUCAGGAGCCUUGCAUCUGCUCUUCAAACACUUCAGCCAACGAGCCGAGGUUUUGCAAGCAUUUAAACAGGUUCAGUUGCUGGUGUCUAAUCAAGAUGUGGACAACUACAAACAAAUUAAAGCUGAUCUUGACCAGUUGAGGCUUACUGUAGAAAAAUCUGAACUUUGGGUUGAAAAGAACAGCAGUUAUGAGAGUGGACAGCUUGGUGAAAGCCAGACAAAGGGAAGCGAUGAGCCCAAUGAGGAAUCCAAUAUGUUGAGCCCAGUCCAGGAUGGAAGUAAGAAGCCUCAGAUUGACAGCAAUAAGAGUAACAACUACAAUAUUGUUAUGGAGAUUUUGAUCCGUUUAAGCAAACUCUGUGUCCAGAAUAAAAAAUGUCGAGUUCAACAGCAAAGAUUGCUUAAAAAUAUGGGAGCACACAGUGUGGUAUUGGACCUUCUGCAGAUACCUUAUGAAAAGACUGAUGAAAAGAUGAAUGAGAUUAUGAAUUUGGCUCAUAUGUUUCUUCAGAACUUCUGUCGUGGAAAUUCUCAAAACCAAGUUCUCCUUCAUAAACACCUCACCUUAUUCUUAACACCUGGUCUCCUUGAAGCUGAAACCAUGCGCCACAUAUUCACAAACAAUUACCAUCUGUGCAAUGAAAUUAGCGAGCGUGUGGUGCAGCACUUUGUGCAUUGCAUCGAGACGCAUGGUCGCCAUGUGGAGUAUCUACGCUUUCUCCAAACCAUUGUGAAAGCAGAUGGCAAAUAUGUGAAGAAGUGUCAAGAUAUGGUCAUGACAGAGCUAGUCAAUGGGGGCGAAGAUGUGCUGGUAUUUUAUAAUGACAGAGCAUCAUUUCCAAUCCUCCUCCAAAUGAUGUGCUCUGAGCGAGAGCGAGUGGAUGAGAGUGGGUCUUUGGCUUAUCACAUCACCCUGGUAGAAUUGCUAGCUGCAUGUACAGAAGGGAAGAAUGUCUACACUGAAAUAAAAUGUAAUUCCCUCCUUCCAUUGGAUGACAUAGUGAGAGUGGUGAUUCAUGAUGAUUGCAUACCCGAGGUGAAGAUUGCUUAUGUGAAUUUUGUCAAUCAUUGUUAUGUGGACACUGAGGUGGAAAUGAAGGAAAUCUACACCAGUAAUCAUAUUUGGAAGCUAUUUGAGAACUUUCUUGUGGAUAUGGCAAGGGUUUGUAACACAACCACAGACAGAAAGCAUGCUGAUGUAUCUCUGGAGAAAUACGUCACAGAACCAGUAAUGAACAUAGUCAGUGGCUUCUUCAAUUCUCCAUUUUCAGACAACAGUACAAGCCUGCAAACACAUCAGCCUGUUUUUAUUCAGUUGCUCCAGUCUGCAUUUAGAAUUUACAACUGCACCUGGCCAAAUCCAGCACAGAAAUCUUCAGUAGAGUCUUGUAUCAAAACUUUAGCUGAAGUUGCAAAAAACCGUGGAAUUGCUAUUCCAGUUGAUUUGGAUAGUCAAGUCAACACGUUGUUCAUGAAGAGUCACUCCAACAUGGUCCAGAGAGCUGCGAUGGGCUGGAGAAUGACUGCUCGCAGUGGUCCUCGCUUUAAAGAACCUCUUGGAGGGCCUGCCUGGGACUACAGGAAUAUCAUUGAGAAAUUACAGGAUGUGGUGGCCUCUUUGGAGCAACAGUUCAGUCCUAUGAUGCAUGCUGAAUUUUCAGUCCUAGUUGAUGUACUCCACAGCCCUGAACUUCUUUUUCCUGAAGGGAGUGAUGCUAGAAUUAGAUGUGGGGCUUUUAUGUCAAAGCUGAUAAAUCAUACAAAAAGACUAAUGGAGAAAGAAGAAAAACUUUGCAUUAAAAUUCUCCAGACUCUGCGAGAAAUGCUGGAAAAGAGGGACAGUUUUGCGGAAGAGGGCAGCAACCUAAGGAAAAUACUUCUCAAUCGCUAUUUUAAAGGUGACUAUGGAAGCAGCGUCAAUGGCCCUCUCUCUAGUAACUUUGGUAAAGCCAGCCAAGUAGGAGGUAGCUUUUCAGGGCAAGAUUCAGAUAGGUCUGGUGUGUCAAUGCAUGACAUUCAAUGUCUUUUGGAUAAAGAAGGAGCAUCAGAACUUGUCACGGAUGUCAUAGUUAGUACCAAAAAUGACAGGAUAUUUUCUGAAGCUAUCUUACUUGGUAUUGCAUUGCUUGAAGGUGGAAACACGCAGAUUCAGUAUUCCUUCUUUCAGCAACUGAAUGAGCAGAAAAAGUCUGAAAGGUUUUUUAAAGUUCUGUAUGAUCGGAUGAAGACUGCCCAGCAGGAAAUCCGAUCCACAGUAACAGUAAACACAAUUGAUUUGAGCAGCAAAAAGAAAGAGGAAGACAAUGAUCUCACAAUUACGGUUCCAAAAAAGAGAGUAAGAGAUUCAAAUCUUCACCUGAAAGAAGGCAUGAAAGGACAAUUAACUGAAGCCUCCACAGCAACUUCUAAAGCUUACUGUGUGUACCGCAGGGAAAUGGACCCAGAAAUUGAUCUUAUGAGUGCAGGAACAGAUGCAGGAAAUGCAGAAGAAAAAUCUUCAGAAGAAAUAACAAUGAGUCCUGCCAUUGUAAUCAUGCAGCCAAUCCUGAGGUUUCUUCAGUUAUUAUGUGAGAAUCACAAUAGAGAACUUCAGAACUUUUUAAGGAAUCAAAACAACAAAACCAAUUAUAAUCUAGUAUGUGAGACACUUCAGUUUUUGGACUGUAUUUGUGGAAGUACAACAGGUGGGCUAGGACUUUUGGGGCUGUACAUCAAUGAGAAGAAUGUAGCUCUGGUGAAUCAAACACUUGAAAGCUUGACAGAGUAUUGCCAAGGCCCAUGCCAUGAAAACCAGACCUGCAUAGCUACACAUGAGUCUAAUGGCAUAGAUAUUAUUAUUGCCUUGAUUCUAAAUGAUAUCAAUCCUCUUGGAAAAUACCGGAUGGAUCUAGUGCUUCAACUGAAGAAUAAUGCCUCCAAGCUUUUGCUGGCUAUUAUGGAAAGCAGGCAUGACAGUGAGAAUGCUGAGAGAAUCCUUUUCAACAUGAGACCAAGAGAGCUGGUGGAUGUAAUGAAGAAUGCAUACAAUCAGGGUCUUGAGAGCGACCAUGAGGAGGAGAGCGGAGAUGAUAGUAUUUCACCAAAAGAUGUUGGACACAAUAUCUAUAUAUUAGCUCAUCAGUUGGCUCGCCACAAUAAAGUACUGCAGCACAUGCUUAAACCUGGGUCUGAUCCAGAAGAAGGGGAUGAAGCUUUGAAGCACUACGCAAAUCACACAGCCCAGAUUGAGAUUGUCCGUCAUGAUAGAACGAUGGAACAAAUAGUCUUCCCUGUGCCAAAUAUUUGUGAAUUCCUCACACAUGAAUCCAAGUGUCGUGUGUUUAACACUACGGAAAGAGACGAACAAGGAAGCAAAGUGAAUGACUUUUUCCAACAGGCUGAGGAUCUGUACAAUGAAAUGAAAUGGCAAAAGAAAAUCAGGAAUAAUCCAGCUCUGUUCUGGUUCUCGCGACACAUAUCCCUCUGGGGAAGUAUAUCUUUCAAUCUGGCUGUUUUCAUCAAUCUAGCAGUUGCUCUUUUUUAUCCAUUUGGAGAUGAUGGAGAUGAAGGCACUCUUUCUCCAUUAUUUUCAGUUCUUCUCUGGAUAGCAGUGGGCAUCUGCACAUCCCUGCUUUUCUUCUUCUCUAAACCUGUGGGUAUUCGCCCAUUUUUAGUGUCUGUAAUGCUCAGGUCCAUAUAUACUAUUGGACUUGGGCCUACAUUGAUUCUUCUUGGUGCUGCUAAUCUUUGUAACAAGAUUGUAUUUUUGGUGAGCUUUGUCGGAAAUCGUGGCACAUUUACUCGUGGGUACAGAGCAGUCAUCAUGGAUAUGGCAUUUCUCUACCACGUGGCCUAUGUCCUUGUCUGCAUGCUGGGCCUAUGUGUGCAUGAAUUCUUUUACAGCUUCCUGUUGUUUGACUUGGUGUACAGAGAGGAAACUUUGUUGAAUGUUAUUAAAAGUGUUACACGGAAUGGGCGCUCCAUUAUCCUGACUGCGGUCCUAGCUCUCAUCCUUGUCUAUCUUUUCUCCAUUGUUGGAUUCUUGUUCUUGAAAGAUGACUUCAUUAUGGAGGUAGAAAGGCUGAAAAACAGAACACCCAUUGAAGAUAGUGGCACAUAUCCCACCACAAGCUUAACAACAAUGGACACAUGUUCAAGACAGAACUGUACUACUACAAUCACAGCUGUACAGUCAGAUGGAGAAGCGGAUGAAGAUGGGAUUGAGAGGACCUGUGACACUCUAUUAAUGUGUAUUGUGACAGUAUUGAACCAAGGUCUGAGGAAUGGCGGUGGAGUAGGGGAUGUGCUCCGAAAGCCUUCCAAAGAUGAACCACUCUUUGCUGCUCGAGUUGUUUAUGAUCUUCUGUUUUACUUCAUUGUCAUAAUUAUUGUCCUGAACCUCAUCUUUGGAGUUAUCAUUGAUACAUUUGCGGAUCUCAGAAGUGAAAAACAGAAAAAAGAGGAAAUCUUAAAGACAACAUGCUUCAUCUGUGGACUUGAGCGAGACAAAUUUGAUAACAAGACCGUUUCAUUUGAAGAACACAUAAAGUCUGAGCACAAUAUGUGGCACUACCUGUACUUUAUAGUUCUUGUUAGAGUGAAAGAUCCAACAGAAUACACCGGUCCUGAAAGUUAUGUGGCUCAAAUGAUCACGGAAAAGAAUUUAGACUGGUUCCCUCGAAUGAGAGCUAUGUCCCUGGUCAGUAAUGAAGGUGACAGUGAGCAGAAUGAAAUCAGAAACCUCCAAGAGAGAUUGGAGUCUACCAUGAGUUUGGUCAAGCAGCUGUCUGGUCAACUGGCUGAACUUAAAGAACAGAUGACAGAACAAAGGAAAAACAAGCAGAGGCUGGGCUUUCUUGGAUCAAAUGCACCCCAUGUGAACCAUCACAUGCCACCACACUGAUACCAUGGGGGGAAGCCGUGACUAGCCUUUCAUCAGUAUUCACGCUUGACUACAGAACGAGAUUGGAGGUGCUGAACAGCGCCUAUUGUUAUGAAGUUACAAACAACCGAGUGCCAAGAUGUUAAGUGGUUUAGCUCUGGGAACAAUUUGUAACUGUUUUUUCACGGUUGAAAGGGGCCACGGGCUUGAACAUUACAGAUAAUGGGGUGCGGGCACGUCUGCUUCUUUCCUCAGGCAAACAUAAAAAAAGAAUGUGGCCUUGGUUUACACUCUCUUGUAAUUCACUUGGCUUCUUCGGGGAGUGUCGGCAGAUGCAGAGGCGAGAUAGAAUUUGGCUCUUUAUUUUGACUGCUGUCAUAAGAAUGCUUGUAAAACUAAUGGAGCAAAUAGGGGACAGGGAAGAUAGUUUAUUAACACGGCGUGCAACAGCCUUAUUCAGAAUCUGUAGAAGUUCUGUGUUGCAUUUACUGGCCGACAUCAUUUGUCACGUUUGCUUGGCAUUUGCUUUUCUAAAAAUGACCGUAAAGACGGCAUUGGAGAGAGUCAUAAUAUUAGAGCAGAUUAGUUUGCCUUGGAAGGAGGGACAAAGCUUUCCUCAAAAACAGAAGUUUGUUUUUCAAAAAAGAGGGUGUAGAGACAAGUUGUGAUGUUAUGAGAGUUUUAGCUCUCAGCUCUGCAAAUCUUUAUUUAUAAAAUAGAGCACAAUAGAUCUGCAGCUCGGAGAACUUGAAAUGUAUUCAUGUAACCACUGACAACAUUAACUGGAAAUGUUUUCUUUGCUCCUGGAUUUAGAUGUUCCUUAUUAAUGGAGCUGCAAGUGGAGAUUUCACCUCAUGGUGAUCUUUAACUGUUUUAAAAUUCAUGUUCCACAUUAAGGACUGAGGAGAGAAAAUAAGAUAUUUUAUAACUAGUAGCAAAAAUUAAUUUCAGGAAGACAAACAGCUUUGAGAUGAUUUUCCAGAAAGAACUGAAAUGGGAUCAUUACUGUGUGCUUAAACCACACAGAGAAGCUACGUGGCAUAGAUCCCCUGCCUCUUCUCAUUCAGUUUCUGUGCAAUAUUUUCCUCAGAGAAGAUUCCUGCAUGCAUUGAACUUCCGUUGACACAGGAAUGGACUGUUUCAUUAUUCUCCACCUUCUCAUCCAUUAGACUGUGACCAUCACUGGAGAUAAGGGCUGGUUUGAAAACAGAAUAUUAAUCCAGCAUUGCACAUUUCAGGUCGACUUCCAGAGUUAUGAGAGAAACAGGACUCUGGGUUCUGAUUCAGAAUCAGGGUUUUACAGUUUCUCAGUCAAGGAUGCUUUUCACUCACGUUCUUUUCUUUUUUUACUGCAAUAAGCCUGGAGAUUUCAAGGUCUAGAAUCUAUAAAUGGAAGUAAAAUGCACCCAAUUCACACUAGUUUUCAUUAAAGCCUGGUCUUUCAUACUUCUGUCUCUCUGCUUUAAGCUUUUAAAUAAAAAUGCUGAAGAGGAA